This is a messenger RNA of Myzus persicae (green peach aphid), 588 nucleotides long. RefSeq lists its product as uncharacterized. The record is from RefSeq and is a predicted model, not a curated record. Gene Ontology annotation, molecular function: DNA helicase activity. Bases 1 to 588 code for a protein of 195 amino acids. The transcript has a single exon. Lineage: Eukaryota; Metazoa; Arthropoda; Insecta; Hemiptera; Aphididae. Gene Ontology annotation, biological process: DNA repair; telomere maintenance.
AUGAACACCAUCGAGAUUCCAACGUGCAAUAUUAAUAAACAAUUUAAUAUGGUAAAUGUUUUGAAAAAAUGCAAGCUCAUAAUUUGGGAUGAAAGUCCAUUGUCUCAUAAAAAAGGAUUUGAGGCUUUAAACAACUGUCUGAAGGUUCUAAGGAAUUCGAAUUUAUUAAUGGGAGGAGUCACAGUACUGCUAGCUGGAGUUUUUCGACAAACUCUACCAAUCGUACCCAGAGGAACUCGAGCUAAUGAAAUCGCUGCAUGCAUCAGGUCUUCAUAUUUGUGGCCAAAAAUAGAAAAAUUUUCUUUGACCAAAAAUAUGCGAGUACAUUUAAAAGGAGACAAGACUGCUGAACAGUUUUCUGAGCUACUCUUAAAAAUUGGAGAUGGAAAAUAUCCAGAAUGUGAAGAAAAAAUUACUUUGCCGACAGGAUUAAGUACCAUUGUUAAUACUUUACAAGAACAUACAUACAAAAUAUACCCCGGCAUCGAAAACCUCAAAGAAAUAUCAAUGGACUGGUUAUGUGAAAGGGCCAUUUUGACAUCAAAAAAUGAUACGGCAGCAGAAAUAAACAAUAUAUUAUUGGGCUAA